AAAGAUCAUAAGGUGAAUGGUGGCGCGGGGCUUAUCCAAGGCAGCAGCAGAGCGAAGGAAGUAGAAAUGCACUCUCACUCACACCCACAUACCUUGCCACGCCCACAUUCACUACUCCCUUCUUCUUUUCUUCUUCUUCUUCCUCCUUCCUCUCUCCGCAUCUCCAACACUAAGAGGCUGCAAUCCUCAACUUUCGCCCUCUCCCAAAAUGAAACAAAAUUCCCAACGCAGCCUUACAAGAAUUCCAACAAUUCGCCUCAAUCACUUGCUCACAUCUCCAAUUGCAAAUUCCCCUUGGCUCGGCCCCUUGUUUCUUCUUCUCAUCCCCCUAGUACUAAUUCAUCCACCAAGCUUCUCAACUCUAUGCUGCUCUUCGCCUUCCUCACACUUCAACCCUCUUAUCCUGCACUUGCUGCUUCUUCUGACUUCUCCACUAUAUUUGGGGAUAUUGGUGACUUAAGCACAGGUUUUGCUUCAGCGUUUCUGCUAAUAUUUUUCUCUGAACUGGGAGACAAGACCUUUUUCAUUGCAGCGCUACUAGCAGCUAGGAACUCAGCUGGUGUUGUUUUUAUUGGAACAUUUGGCGCACUUGCGGCAAUGACUCUGAUAUCUGUUGUCCUUGGACGAACCUUUCAUUAUGUUGAUGAAAUCUUGCCAUUCAGGUUUGGAGAAACUGAUUUACCCAUUGAUGAUAUUGCUGCUGUUUGCCUAUUGGUGUACUUUGGGGUCUCUACCCUGCUGGAUGCCUCAUCUAGCGAUGGCCAAAAAUCAGAUGAAGAGCAGAAGGAGGCAGAACUAGCAGUUUCUGAAUUUUCUGGAAAUGGUGCUGGGAUACUAUCUGCUGCUAGCACAGUUGCCAGUACUUUUCUCUUAGUUUUUGUUGCUGAAUGGGGCGACAAGUCAUUUUUCUCCACAAUUGCCCUUGCAGCAGCUUCUUCUCCCCUUGGAGUCAUAGCUGGAGCACUGGCUGGUCAUGGUGUUGCAACUUUGCUAGCUGUACUUGGGGGUUCUUUACUUGGGACGUAUUUGUCAGAGAAGGUUAUUGCCUACAUCGGAGGUGUUCUCUUUCUCGUCUUUGCCGCAAUAACCUUAUUUGAAAUUGUGCAAUAGGGGUUAAAAGAAAUGCAAUAUAAUCUCCGUGCAAAGGGUUCAAGAACGUAAUGACCUCUAGAGUUGUAUGAUUCUGCACUCUCCAUUUAUGGCGGCUACAGAAGGAAAACAAAAUGUACUAUAAUCCUGCAUCUGUUUUAGGAAUAGACUUUUACCUUUCAAUGCAAUCCUCAUAAAUUAUGUCAUGCUAGUCAUUGAAAUUUUGUAAUUUCAUUUUAAACGAACAUUUUAAUUAACAUAAAUUAUGUGAAACAUGAUUUAAUUGUUGAUAAUUAUUCCGUGUAUUAUACUGGUAUUUGUAAAUGGACAUGAAAUGUAAAAAGUAUUAUAUAUUUUAAGAAACUU
Molecule: messenger RNA, 1455 nt
Organism: Glycine soja
Lineage: Eukaryota; Viridiplantae; Streptophyta; Magnoliopsida; Fabales; Fabaceae
Product: protein PAM71, chloroplastic-like
Exons: 10
Coding region: 67-1110 (347 amino acids)
Biological process (GO): Golgi calcium ion homeostasis; Golgi calcium ion transport; calcium ion transmembrane transport
Cellular component (GO): chloroplast thylakoid membrane; Golgi apparatus
Molecular function (GO): manganese ion transmembrane transporter activity; calcium ion transmembrane transporter activity
Source: RefSeq, a predicted model, not a curated record